Molecule: messenger RNA, 755 nt
Organism: Podarcis muralis (Common wall lizard)
Lineage: Eukaryota; Metazoa; Chordata; Lepidosauria; Squamata; Lacertidae
Source: RefSeq, a predicted model, not a curated record
AUGAAACCAUCUGCAUAUAAGUGCAUACACUUCAGUCCUGGCGAAGGGUGUCUGAGAAAAAGUUCUGCAAAUGCAGCCCUGGGGAAUCUGCCCCAGCCACUCUCCUCACUCGCCCUGCUCUGCAACUGCCUCCAGGUGAUUGUCGCUUCUCUGCAGGAUGGAUCCACGUGCAGUUACAACUCUCAGGACCGCGCUGCCAACUGCACAUCCGUCGUGGUGGUCCCAGUGGGGAACGAGGUGGCCCUGGAGCAGGCUGUGGCAACCAUUGGGCCGGUUUCGGUGGCCGUGGACAGCAGGAGCUUCUACUUCCAUUUCUACAAGUCAGGGGUGUUUGACAGCUCCUCGUGUACCCAGCUGGUGAGCCACGCCAUGCUGGCUGUUGGUUAUGGGACGCUCCAGGACGGUGGGAACAACACGGCUUAUUGGAUCCUAAAGAACAGCUGGUCUGAGAAAUGGGGAGAGCAAGGCUACAUGCGAUUGGUGAAAGGCACUGGCAAUCACUGUGGCAUAGCCAAUCAAGCCAGCUACCCCGCCCUGUAAGCUUCUCAAGAGCCAGAAUCCCACCCCUCCUGACCUGCCCCACCUGAACCUGUUGCACAGCUGUGAAUCCUCAGUUGCUGAACAUGCAAUUUCACGUUCUCUGAGAAAAGCUGAAAUUGCAAAGGAAAUCAUGUACAGUGGUACCUCGGGUUAAGAACUUAAUUCGUUCCGGAGGUCCGUACUUAACCUGAAACUGUUCUUAACCUGAAGCACCA